CUGUUAUUCGAGUAAUAGCUAAAGUUGGCUCGGCAAUCAGCAUGAUUGAACGGUUGGAUUAUUUGAUGGUUAGCAAAGAAAAUAUUUGGACGGUCCCAUAUUCAACAGAUGACUGAUCCAACGUUCAGGAUGGUUCGGUUUUGUUAACACGGGCGUCGGUCUGUAUAAACGGGAGAGGCGUAGGGGAGAAGAAAGCGCGUGUAGGAGUCGCCCCUUUGACAUUUGCAAAAGUCAAAGCACCGAAAAUCAAAAGCGGUUUUUGAGUGUGGGAUUGGAUCGGGAUGCCGAAACCAGAGACCUCAGCUCCCAAAAACCGCUUUUGGAGGACUACCCUUUCCUCUUUAUAUAUACCAUCAGUGCCUAAAGUCAGCGCCCUCUCUGUCUCUCCACCACACCCAUCACCAGCAGCAGCAGCAGCAGCAGCAAGAGGCACAGGCCCCAGAGACAGAUUCAAAGAGAGAGAGAGAGAGAGAGAGAGAGAGAGAGAGUUAGUUUCCAUGGAAGGGUGGGAUCUCGAGGCGGUGGUUAGAGGGUGCGGCAUCCCCAAUCCCUCACCUACUUCAACUACAGAAGAAGAUCCCUUCUCUUUCCUUUCACCCCAUCAGCUGCUCCUCCAGAAGGACGUCGAUGACGAGCAGCAUCUCCUCUGCUUCCCCAAUGCCUUGCUUAUCCAAAAAGCAUCUAUGCAGCAAGAACUGGAGGAUUUAUGCAAGCCCUUCUUCUCAUCCUCUGUUCAAGCCCAUCAGCAACCAUCACCACCACCACCUCCUCCACCUCCUCCUCCUCGUCAAGUCCCUCGAUCCAAAAGAAGGCCGAACCAGCAGAAGAGGGUGGUUUGCCAGGUACCCGCUGAGGGCCUUUCUUCCGACAUGUGGGCAUGGCGCAAGUACGGGCAAAAACCCAUCAAGGGCUCCCCUUAUCCAAGGUGCAGCAGCUCCAAAGGAUGCUUGGCGAGGAAGCAGGUGGAGCGGAGCCGGUCCGAUCCAACCACCUUCAUCAUUACCUACACCGCCGAACACAACCAUCCCAUCCCCACUCACCGCAACUCCCUUGCCGGCAGCACGCGCCCCAAGCACACGGCCGGCCCCACUCAGCAGCCCUCCUCUGUCGCGGAGAGCGAGCCCCCCAACAAGGCCGCUUCCCCUCUUAGUCUGACUGAGGAGCUUCCUCAGCCGCACAAGCAACAGGAAGGUGGACAAGGUGAGGAGGAUCUGCUUGUGUUCCAGAAUGAUUUGGUGAUGGGUGAAGAUGACGUGUUCUUGGACUUGGAAGAGCUCUGGGAGGCCACAGACACCUAUGCCUUUGAUGAUUUCGCCUUCCCCUCUCCUUGGCUUGCCAACAAAGCCGCAACCGCUGCCGGUGGCAGCUAGAUGAUGAAGAAGAAGAUGAUAUUUACCUCUUUUUUUUUUCUAUUUUUUUUUUUUUUUUCUAUUUUGUCCAGAUAGAUAGAUGGAUAGAUAGAUAGAUAGAGAGGGAGGGAGAGCAUCUCUCCUCCAGUUCUCCACAAUACCUUGUUUUUAUAUUUCUUUAUAUAUAUGUAAGAGAAAUAGAAAAUAAACAGAACUCAGAAAGCUCUUCUUUUUGUAGACAGAAAA
This is a messenger RNA of Magnolia sinica, 1595 nucleotides long. Its product is annotated as WRKY transcription factor 22-like. Gene Ontology annotation, cellular component: nucleus. Gene Ontology annotation, biological process: regulation of DNA-templated transcription. NCBI's taxonomy places the organism in Eukaryota, Viridiplantae, Streptophyta, Magnoliopsida, Magnoliales, Magnoliaceae. The record is from RefSeq and is a predicted model, not a curated record. The transcript has 3 exons. Gene Ontology annotation, molecular function: transcription cis-regulatory region binding; DNA-binding transcription factor activity. Bases 282 to 1370 code for a protein of 362 amino acids.